Molecule: messenger RNA, 1164 nt
Organism: Theileria parva strain Muguga
Lineage: Eukaryota; Apicomplexa; Aconoidasida; Piroplasmida; Theileriidae
Exons: 2
Coding region: 211-1164 (317 amino acids)
Source: RefSeq, a predicted model, not a curated record
UUAUAUUUUACCCUUUUUUGAUGUAAUAUUUUUUUAAUUUUAUAAAUUUUAAACUAAAAUUUAAAUUGUGCGGAAUAAUUUGAAAAUGUGCAAAAAUUCUAAAAUAUAUAAAUUCUAAAAUAUAUAAAUUAUAAAAUAUAUAAAUUGUAAAAUAUAUAAAUUGUAAAAUAUAUAAAUUGUAAAUUAUGUAAUUUGUGGAAAAUGUGAUAAAUGAGUUUGUCAUCUGAAACGCAGUAUUUUUUUGACUUGACAGACAGGCAGUGGUGGGUUUUGGGUCCGUCAAGCGAUGACUGGGAGGAGCUCUCAAAUGAGGAAGCCUACAAACUUGGCCUUUUUAAAGCUGUUUUAACUCAAAAUUGUAACUUUAUUGACGCUGAUAUUGAGCAAUACAAUUCAGUUACUUCUCAACUGAUUAAGGAUUUGGAGACUAAAUUUUCACUCAAUGACUCUUCUGAAGGCGCGAAAUUAGUUGAAAAUAAGUCAAAUUCCGCCGUUACCAAAGUCUUGUCUAAAGACUUCUCAAAUCUUGAACCUCAAAAUUUGGCACACAAUUCCAAAUCAGACCCAAAUCUCAACAAGUCAAAACAAAAUAUCACGAAUUCAGAACAAAAUAUCACGAAUUCAGACCAGAAUAACAAUAAUUUGGACCAGAAUCUCACCAAUUCAGACCAGAAUAUCAAUAAUUUGGAUCAAAAAGUGGCUGAGGGAUCUAAGUUAUUGAGUCAAAUAAAUAACUUAAUAGCGAGCACGUCAGAAAUGAAGCAGAAGUGUGAGGCCAGAGAGAUGAGUGGCAGAAGUACUCCAAAUUUAAGAAGCACAGCAAGGCAUUUGACAUAUGUAAACAACGGCGGACUUGCUGGUUGCCUUAAGACCGUGGCGGAGGAGAGGAAGAAAAUGGGCCAAUCUAAGAAAUCAGCACAGAAAACCCAGAAUCCACAGCUUCAAGAAAUGAUUCAAAGAGCCAAAGCAAUGGCCGCAAAAACGAUGGACGAUGCCAAGGAUUCCGAAGCCAUGAAAUCUGAUAAAAAUCAACCCAAAAAACCACUCAGAACCAGAGGCAAAAAAUACACAACUGUCUUUGGAGCGAACGCGAUGAAGGAUUUGAGUCAGAAAUUGCCGGAUGUGACAUUUGAAGGUUCAUCAGAUGAGGAAUCAGAUUCUUAA